This is a messenger RNA of Juglans regia (Persian walnut), 951 nucleotides long. RefSeq names its product probable F-box protein At3g61730. NCBI's taxonomy places the organism in Eukaryota, Viridiplantae, Streptophyta, Magnoliopsida, Fagales, Juglandaceae. Gene Ontology annotation, cellular component: nucleus. Gene Ontology annotation, molecular function: protein binding. The coding region runs from base 1 to 951 and encodes 316 amino acids. The record is from RefSeq and is a predicted model, not a curated record. The transcript is spliced from 8 exons. Gene Ontology annotation, biological process: reproductive system development.
AUGGGAAAGCGACUUCAAAGUGCUGUUCUGCAGCCCGACCGAGUGGAGAAGCGCUUGCGACGAACCAAGCCGAUCUGCUCUUGCAGCUCUCCUCGUCCACCUUUUCUCACUGCUCACUCCUCUUUCUCCUGGUUCGAAGAAGACGUAUGGUCGGAGAUCGCGAAGUUUAUGGACGGAAGGUCUUUGGUGAUGCUCGCCUUAACGAGCAAAUGGUUCCACCGUAUGAUCAUGGAAGAUAGCAUAUGGAAGUUCGUUUGCCUGCGUGAUCUUCAGGUCCAGGCUCCUGACCACGUGGCAUUCAAGUGGUUCAAAAUUUACACUUCAUCCUUUGAUGGAAGUCACUCUUACACGUUCCGCCAGCAGGGGAAGCAUAUUGAUUGGAUGCGUAUUGGUGCUUUUUUUCUCGAAUCUUCAGUGGCACUGCUCACGGACAGGCUCAAUUUGCCAGCCAAAAUCCCAAAAGAUGAUACUACAGAGAGGAUGUUGCAGUCUUAUGACUGUUGUUUGUUAGACAAUGUGAAAUCCGGGAUCUGGAUUGCUGAUCUCCAGCUUGUCCGAUGCCCUGUCUGUGACCUCAAUACAUGCGAUGGAACAAUGCAGACAUUAGAUGCAAGGCAUAUAGAGCUGUUCCUCUGCGAAGGGUUUCAAAAUGGAAGCUGGGAAUAUGAGCUUAUUGGAUCUCAUGAUGUCAAAGAGCGAGUAGAUGGAGCUUCUGGAGCCAUUUUUGACGUCAAACACCUCGAGAACCGCACAUCCCGAGCGGUCUUUGAUCUCAAGUCAUGGGCUGGAAAACCCAAUGAUUGGCAGCCGAAGGCUACGAUCACCCUCCAUGCAGUUGCAGUCAACACCAAUUUACAAGAAAACGAAGGACUUCACAUCAAAUACCACGCCAUGAGAGCAGGAGCGGAUGGACAAGUCGUUUCUAUUAGAAUCUCUCAGCAGCUCCUGUAA